AUGGACACUGACGUGUCGGCGUCGGAGCAGCAUGAGCUGGAACCACGACCUGUUCAUUACACUGUUUUCAUCCGUCUACCUUUUCGUCGCGAUGGCUUCGAAGACCCGCCGAUCGUUAAUUGGGACUCUAACAAAGACAGUGCGCUCUGGAAGAUCAUCGCCAAAGCAGACUCGAAAGAGCUCGAUUGGGGAGAUAUUGCAUCGCGAUUCCAAGUCACGCUGCCCUUUCUUCUCCAGCAGGCAGCGCAUCUCUAUGAUCGCCACUUUGAGGCCAUGAGAGGCGUUGUUAACCGCUUGAGUGUCAUCGGACCGAGCAGUACGACUACGUCCAAGGCUCAAGUAGAUGGGUUGCAUUCGGGAGGCAGCAUCGGCGGUGGUGCGGCGAUGCAAAGGACAGGGAGCAAAGGCGCUGAGGCGAAGAAUGUAAAAUCUCCCACCAUCUCCAUCCCUCAGCACACUUCUGCUGGUGAUGGAUCGAUCACAGUAGCGUCCCCGAGCACGGCGAAUCCUCGUAGUGCAGCGCCGACGAUAUCUCGGACUCCGUCGUCUGCAACAGUGACACAGAGCAAAGUCUUUACUACCUCUGUUGCCACAGCCGCACAGCGUGCACUGCGAGGUCUCAGCAUAUCGGGUAGGCGGCCACCGGCAGUCGGUCUUGCUUCGGGAGUUCACAAAGACGACCGCCACGAUGACGAAUUGGAACACGAAGGUGGUUCGGCGUCAGAUUCUGAAGACGAUAUGCCUGUCCUCGCAAGAAGUCGAUAUCCACACCGGCCGCCGCUUGGGAAGGCUGCGAAGAAAGCCGGCGAUGAUGAUAGCUCUGAUGGAGACGCUGAAGCCGAAGAUGAUGACAAUGAUUCCAACGGUAGCUAUCUACCCUUUGCAGCUCCUGGAUCACCACGAGAGCAUCCAUCAGCGACUCUGCGCGAUCUCCCUCAACGCACACAGAACUCAUCAGUUCAGCGACCCAGUACCGCAAAAGGCAAAUCGAGGAGGGAUGACGAAGUCAGCGCUAAUACUACAGAGUCGUCUGCAUCAUCCAUGAGCCGGCAUUUUUCCAGUGACGGAGGGCUUGAGCCUCGUCCUACCAAGGGCCCGUUGAGUCCGCAGCAUCGUGCCCAGCUGGCGAGUCUUAGCCCGCGAUCACGCGCUCAGGGAAGCGAGGGUUCGCCGAGUAUGGGAAGCAGCUUCAGUGAUCUAGACGAUAUCUCGCAGUCUGCACUGGAUGAGGCCGUGCUGUCAAACAUGCGACAAGGCGGCAGCAGUAUGGCGAGUCGAAUGAGCACACUUCGAGAUGCUCUCGGACGUAGAGGAUGA
This is a messenger RNA of Dissoconium aciculare CBS 342.82, 1317 nucleotides long. RefSeq lists its product as uncharacterized. Gene Ontology annotation, biological process: autophagosome assembly. The transcript is spliced from 2 exons. The record is from RefSeq and is a predicted model, not a curated record. Gene Ontology annotation, cellular component: phagophore assembly site. Lineage: Eukaryota; Fungi; Ascomycota; Dothideomycetes; Mycosphaerellales; Dissoconiaceae. Bases 1 to 1317 code for a protein of 438 amino acids.